GUAUACUACUCUCCUAAAAAAAAAUACAGUAGUAGUACUCCUCAAUAAUCAAAUAUGGUAGACUUUGACCAAAAGGAGCCAAUCAUGCCAAAUCCGUGGACCCUCAUCUCUCUUUUAAACACGCAUUCAUAUUCAUUCGCUCCAUCUCUUCUCUUAUCGGGCGCGCAAGCCAUGGUGAGAGCGGGAGUGGCUCUCCAUGCCCUUCACGCCGGCGUUGGAAGAGGCGCCGCCGCCUCCCUCAGCCCGGCCGCGGUGGUGAUCUUGGCCGUCGCCGCAACGGUGGCCGUGGCAGCCGUCGCCGCGUUCGGCUGCGCGGACGGGGCCAAGAGGCAGCGGCGGAAGAACAGGAACGACGUCUACUACUACGGCCAGGGGUACCCGCCGCCGCCUCCCGCCGGCGCGUACGGCUACCCGGCGCAGCCGCCCCCCGCGGGGUACGCGUACCCGGCGGCGAACGCCGGGAGGCCUGGCCGCAGCGGGUUCGGCCCAGGAGCCGGGCUCGCCGUCGGCGCCGCCGCGGGGCUCGCCACCGGCGCCAUCAUCGCCUCGGCCGUUGACUCCGGCGGAGGCGGGUGCGGCGGCGGCGGGUGCGGGGGCGGUGGCUGCGGCGGCGGCUGCGGCGGUUGACGCGUGACGAGUUGUUGCUUAUCUGCUCGUGUUCGUAUUUGGUUACUAUAGUGGUUAGGCAGGCUGUCAGCUUCUCUAACUAUUUGCUCUUAUUUGUUUAUUCGCACGAUUAUUUGUAAUGCAUGAUUACAUCGUGAAAAUAUAUAAAUAUGAUUUGGAAUGCGUAUUGUCUAAA
Molecule: messenger RNA, 802 nt
Organism: Oryza sativa Japonica Group (Japanese rice)
Lineage: Eukaryota; Viridiplantae; Streptophyta; Magnoliopsida; Poales; Poaceae
Source: RefSeq, a predicted model, not a curated record